Molecule: messenger RNA, 5907 nt
Organism: Seriola aureovittata
Lineage: Eukaryota; Metazoa; Chordata; Actinopteri; Carangiformes; Carangidae
Exons: 3
Coding region: 314-1537 (407 amino acids)
Cellular component (GO): plasma membrane
Molecular function (GO): protein binding
Source: RefSeq, a predicted model, not a curated record
GGCGGGAGACACACCCUCAGAUCCGCAGGACGAGGCUCCACCGGGCAGCUGAUGGGAUGCAGAGAGGAGAGAGACGCUGUGGGUGAUGUUUGGAUCCUGAGUCAGAGUCUCAGGGCUGCAGCAGAACUGGCAGUCAUGGCCAAACACCGGACUCCUGAUCCCCAGUGACCUGUGUCGCCAUGCCAACUCCUACGGUCCUCACAACAACCACGGGUCCUCAGAGAAGUCGCUAGGGUUUACGAGCAUAUUUACAUCUCUGUGAGCCUACAUAACGUGGAUCAGCCCUGAGCGAGAGAGAGACCAGGAGGCAGAGAUGGUUUUCCGGUGGAGUCUCCUGCUGAUCUUCACAUUGCUGGGGACGACGGGACUUGUGGUUGGAUGUGUGUGUCCAGCAGCCACCAUUUUGUCCCAGUUUCCCUCCGAGGUUCCUGCUGGCAUCUGUUGCCUGAACUACUCCGGCUCUGCUGUCAGCCAUGUGCGCUGGUCUGUGUUUACCAAUGAGACAAACAUAGAGACGCUGGAUCUCUCCAACUGUAAUAUCAGUUCUGUUGAUGCGAGCGGCAGAGAGGCUUCUACACUGCAAAAAGUUUACUUAGGUCAUAAUAGACUAAUGGAGUUGCCAAGGGAGUUUCUGGCCGGCCAGCCCAGCCUGAGGGAGGUGGAUUUGAGCGGGAACCUGCUUCAGGAGCUUCCUGAGGGUUUCCUCCAGGACUCUGACAACCUCCAGAAGCUGUAUCUUCAGGGAAACCGGCUACGCUUCCUCCCCGGCUCUGUGUUGCAGAAGCCCAGUCUGCAAAGGCUGGAAGUGGAGGGGAACCCCUGGGACUGCUCCUGUUUGUCACUGGAAGCCGUGGAGGAAGGCAGGAGGGCUAACAGGACCGCCAAGCUGCAGGAUCUGCUGGGGAACCUCACCUGCUUCUCUCCGAGCCACCUGGCCGGCAGGACUGUGUGGUCGGUGAGGCUCAGCGACGUGUGCCGCCCCGCCGGCCUCACCGCACUCUUCAUUGUGCUCCCCCUCCUCAUCCUGGCUGUUUUGGUGCUCUGCUGGUGCUGCGGGAGGAAGAAGAAGAAGAAAGACACGCCUGUGUUCAGCACCUCAAAGAAGAAAGACUCCGGCUGCAACGGCCAGAAACAUCGCAGCAAGCAACGACCUGCGGCUGCUGAGCAGAAUAAAGCUAAGAACUGUGGCAGUGAGGGGAUCCUGAAGAACCAGCUGCUGCUACGCCCGGCAUCCACCCUCCUGGGCAGCACCAGAGACAUCUAUGAAGAAGUGGAGAUCAAGCUGGGAUCGGUGGAGUCUCUUCCCCGAGUCUCCUCACACUGUUCCAGCUCUACAGAGGGGAAGCAGGGCUCCCAGGGGCCCGGCGGGGCCAGCAAGACAGAGCUGGACACAGUCAGUGUGACUGAAGUGAUGAAAGACUCAGCCGACAGGGAGAAGGCUUACCUGACCCAGUCCACUGAAUACUACAGCCUGGUUCCAGGCAUCGAGCUGGAGGACUCGGACCACGGAGAGUAUGAGAAUGUGGACCUCUCAUGACGCCAUCUUAAAGGAAUAGUUUGACAUUUUGUCAAGUAUGUGUGUUUGCUGCCUUGCUGAGAGUUAGGUGAGAAGAUCAGCAACACUCACAUGUCUGUGUGUUUAAAGCCCUUGAAGCCGAUCGCUGUGAGCGAUGAGGUCAGGUCCGACACCAACCACAGAAGUUUUUGAUGAACUGGUUUAAAGUGGUGUGACCAACACAGCCCGAAUGUACCAGACUUUAUAACAUAAUUAUGUACAUUUUGAAACCAGGUUUUCAGGAUCUUUAAGUAGCAUAGCUUAGCAUAAUGACUUUAAUCAAGGGUAAACAGAUAUAGCUUGGCGCUGUCCCAAGUUCAAAAACAUGGCUCUUCUAUUCUAAUUCUCAACAAGAAAGCGAAGAAGUGUAUUUCCACAAAAUUUCAAAUUACUCCUUUAAAUGCACUAAAGAGUGUGUCAGUGUGUCAGUGUGUGUGCGCGUGUGUGUGUGUGUGUCUCAGAGAAAAAGCCAGUUGUCUAUCGACACAGAGACAGUGUGGUCCGACCACUGCGGUAUCACAAUGUAAGGGGGAAGUGAUUUAAUCUGGAGCUUUUCCUGUGGGACCUGAGCAGCACAGUGACUGUUUGAAAGGGAGGCCCACUUUUUUCUCUCUGGAAAAAACAAGCAAUUUGCCAGCUGUCAUUAUUCUAUUUAAUGCUGCGCUCCAUGCAAAUGUACACUUCGUGUUGUGUUCAAGUCAACAAAGAACAGGACAUAUUUUUAAUUCCUGUGCUUACUUCAUUCAAAGUCAAGCAAGCUUUUGUACAGUGUGUGCUUUCUUUUACCUCACCCAAGAGUCACUGUUAUAUACAUCCAAUUUUGACUUACCUACUUAUUAUUCUGCCCUACAGGAUGUUCUGAAUCAAACUCACCUGAAGCUGCACAACUAGAAAUAUAGGUGCUUAACAGUGACUAAUCCCUUCGCAAUGUCCCCAGUUAACUGAAUGCCAAACGUGGAAUGUAAAGCUUUGGUGAGAAGUCUAAAUUUAUAUAAGUCAUUAAGCAAAGGGUGAAAUCACAGAUGCUUGCACAUGGCUUUGCUUCACAAACUGAAAUGUGCACAUAGGUUGGAAAAUGCCACAUCCAAAUGCUGGUGAAUGCUGGUUUAAGAUAAAAAUCUCUGUAGUGCCGGUUCAGUAAACUGAGAUGUAGAGCGUUUCUGUGCAGCGGCGAAUUCAACGUAACGACACUGGAGAGGAAACCUACACAAAAGAGGAAAAAAAAAGCCAAAAAAACUGAAGAUCAGGGUCAUCGUGGAGGAGCAGGACGCAGACAGUCGACUGUUAUCUAACAUGUUGAAAACAGACAGGCGUCUCACUCUCACACUUGUUGGCUUUGAAUGCUAAUUGGUUUGUGUUCAGUGAGACAGAGUGAGCGAGGGUGCAGCGAAGGGUGUGGAGCUUCCUGGAAUUUAAAAAGAACCGAGGUGUAUUUUCCACACGGGUUCUCACAUAUUUUCCAUUAAGGCUUCAUUUAUCAACAUUAUGAGAUUUAUUGCGCUCCCAAUGCCAAACGCCUUUAGGUCAAAAGACAAAAUGACAAAUGUUGCAUUUUGUUAUUUUUAGUUCAAUUUCUUCCCAGUGUGUCGAGACACUGAGGUCGCGUCCUAGAUUCCUUCUCUUUUUUUUCUAAUACUUAUUUUUGGGAGGAACUGUGGGGGUUUUGGAAACCUGGAGGGAAUUUACAAUCUCCAGUUGGUCGUUCACUAAACCCUGCCUAUGAUUGGUGAUGUCCAGUCAUAGCCCACCAAUAGUAACUAGCCAAUAUAAUAUACAGGUGAAACUCAAAAAAUUAGAAUAUCGUGCAAAAGUUCAUUCAAGUCAGCAAUUCAACUUCAAAUGUGAAACUAACACGUGAUAUAAACUCAGUACAUGCAAAGCGAGAUAUGUCAAGGCUUUAUUUGUUAUAAUCUUGAUGAUCAUGGCUUACAGUUUUUGAAAACCCCAAAUUCCAAAUCUCAGAAAAUUAGAAUAUUUGGAAAAGGUUCAAUACUAUAGGCUCAAAGUGUCACACGCUCAUCAGCUAAUUAAUCCAAAACACCUGUGAAGGGUUCCUGAGUCUUUAAAUGAUCUCUCAGUGUGGUUCAGUAGAAUUCACAAUCAUGGGGAAGACUGCUAACCUGACAGUUGUGCAGAAACCCAUCAUUGACACCCUCCACAAGGAGGGAAAGCCUCAAAAGGUAAUUGCAAAAGAAGUUGGAUGUUCUCAAAGUGCUGUAUCAAAGCACAUUAAUAGAAAGGUAGCUGGAAGGGAAAAGUGUGGAAGAAAAAGGUGCACAAGCCGCAGGGAUGACUGGAGUCUGGAGAGGAUUGUCAGGAAAAGGCCAUUCAAAAGUGUGGGGGAACUUCACAAGGAGUGGACUGAGGCUGGAGUUAGUGCAUCAAGAGCCACCACACACAGACUGAUCCUGCAAAUGGGCUUCAAAUGUCGUAUUCCUCUUAUCAAGCCGCUCCUGAACAACAAAAAACGUCAGAAGCGUCUUACCUGGGCUAAAGACAAAAAGAACUGGUCUGUUGCUCAGUGGUCCAAAGUCCUCUUUUCCGAUGAGAGCAAAUUUUGCAUCUCAUUUGGAAACCAAGUUCCCAGAGUCUGGAGGAAGAAUGGAGAUGCACACAAUCCAAGAUGCAUGAAGUCCAGUGUGAAGUUUCCUCAGUCUGUGUUGGUUUAGGGAGCCAUGUCAUCUACUGGUGUUGGUCCACUGUGCUUUAUUGAGUCCAGAGUCAACGCAGCUGUCUAUCAGGAGAUUUUAGAACACUUCAUGGUUCCUUCAGCAGACAAGCUUUAUGGAGAUGCUGACUUCAUUUUCCAACAGGAUAUGGCACCUGCCCACACUGCCAAAAGUACCAAAACCUGGUUAAAUAACCAUCAGAUAACGGUGCUUGAUUGGCCAGCAAACUCGCCAGACCUGAACCCCAUAGAGAUUUUAUGGGGCAUUGCCAAGAGAAAGAUGAGAGACAUGAGACCGAACAACAAAGCAUCCUGGUCUUCCAUAACACCUGAGCAGUGCCACAGGCUGAUAGCAUCCAUGCCACGCUGCAUUGAGGCAGUAAUUCAUGCAAAAGGGGCCCAAACCAAGUACUAAGUACACAUGCAAGAUUUAAACCUUUCAGAGGGCCAAUAUUUCUCUGUUUAAAAUCCCCUUUCUAUUAAUCUUAUGUGAUAUUCUAAUUUUUUGAGAUUUUCAAUUUGAGGUUUUCAUAAGUUGUAAGCCAUAAUCAUCAAAAUUAUAUCAAAUGAAGGCUUGAAAUAUCUUGAGUUGCAUGUUAUGAACCUAUGUCAUACAUUAGUUUCACCUUGUAAAUCUAAUUGCUGGAAUAAACAAACCUUUGCACGAUAUUCUAAUUUUUUGAGUUUCACCUGUAUAAGCCCAGCCCAAGUCAAGCUUUGGAUUUCUCCACAUGUUGCGAGAUACUUGAUGUUUAAAGAGUGAAAACACAAGAGUUAAAUCAUAAGGAAUGGAUUACACAGCCCACAGCUGAAUGUCAGUUCCAGGCUCAAUGAGCAUGGGAAAAUGAGUUUGAGCUCCCAUUGUCUUCAUCCCACUGAUAAUACCACGACUAACCAGCCCGUCCCUUCAGCCUCAGUCUUUAACCAUCAUUCUGUAUCAUGUUUGUAGCCAUCAGUUGCAGGCGAACGAGUCGGCAGGAAACAUUUAAUUACAUAUAAUUAACUUAUCCGUUGGGGGAAAUCGGCGGUGACCAGUUAGGAAUAAAAGGCUGCUUUUGUCUUCCUCUGUCUGAAAUCAAAAAUUCAUUGUGUUAAAAACAACACAAAAAUUGAUGGUAAAUCUGCCACUGUUAUAACUGUAAACUGCCUGAUGGGCCAUAUGACAAAGCAGAGGUUGACAAGCAUAGAAGCAGGGGGGCUCACUGAACUGCAAAUUAAAACAUUAAACAUACUGUGUUAUUAGAGGAUGAGUGGGUUUUGUUUUUACUCGAUUACUUCAACUUGACUACGUCCAGGCCAACAGAAUGAAAUAAAAAAUAAAUAUAGAAUAAAUAUAUAAUAUAACAAAUAAAAUUUAGAAAAAGGAAUAACUGAAUAAAUUAAAUAUCAAAAAUCCAAAUAAUUUGAACAUUUCCUGAGUGGUGAGGGAGGACCUGUGACCUCAGUGUUUCUAAAAUCUUUUCUACAGCCCUGAUUGUGAAAGUGAAAUAAGGUAUAAUGUCAUAUUGUAUAGUAGCAUGAAUAAUUCUUCAUUUAAAAAAGAAAAUGGAUGAACUGGUUUGACACAAUAAAAGCACUGAUCCUCAUCUUUACGUUUGUGCUUUCAGAUGCGCUAUCUCGAUCGUUUUUUUGUAUGCAACACUUUUGAAUAUUGUUGAAAGAAAAUUAAAUGUUUUUUUCAGGA